AUGGUUGAAAGAAACGAUCACGUUGUUGCUGAUGCUUUGGAGUUAGUGGCUCAGGCACUGCAUGGGAAUAAUCUGCCAUCAUUUAAGGGUAAGUAUGAUCUGGAUGGUGCUCAGAUGUGGCUCAGAGAGAACGAGAAACUUUUUCGAGUGAUGACCUGUACUGAGGAACAUAAGGUAUUGUUUGGGACUCACACGUUGUUUGAGGAAGCUGAAGAUUGGUGGGACAAUGUGUGCCAGAGACUAAAGGUUAUUGGUGAUGAGAUCACUUGGGCUGUGUUUGGGGUGAAAUUCCUUGAGAAGUUACCUAAGUUAGUGAAUAAGUGUAGGAUUUAUGAUAAGGACUGCAGGGCUUGUUCCGCUCACUACAAGAGUGUUAGUGAAAGGAAGGGAAAUAAUAAGUAUCGUGAGAAGUCAUAUAGUGCUCCCGCUAACAAGGGGAAACAUAGAGCUACUGAUGAGAAAAGUCCAAGUGGGGGAGAGACUCCUGCUUCUACAAAGUGUUUCAAGUGCGACAAGUUGGGUCAUCGUGCUAAUGAAUGCAAGAAUAAAUUUCUGAGAUGCUUCAAAUGUUGA
Messenger RNA from Lathyrus oleraceus (garden pea), 573 nucleotides. RefSeq lists its product as uncharacterized. Lineage: Eukaryota; Viridiplantae; Streptophyta; Magnoliopsida; Fabales; Fabaceae. The transcript has 3 exons. Gene Ontology annotation, molecular function: nucleic acid binding; zinc ion binding. The record is from RefSeq and is a predicted model, not a curated record. Bases 1 to 573 code for a protein of 190 amino acids.